AUGGCAUCUCUGAAAUGCAUUCCGAUCAUUUUCCUCUUGCUGAUUCUGGAUGGUUCUCUGAUUGAAGGCAGUAAAAAAGAAGCCAAGCUGUAUAGGUAAUCAGGUUGGAAGAUCGAAAGAUCAGCGGGAGUUCAGGGACCUUUUGGCCAACUACAGUCACCUGGUCCGACCAGUUAGGAAUCCGAAAAAGGCAUUGACGGUGACAAUGAAAGUGUUCAUCCAGCAAGUGUUGACUGUGGAUGCCAAACAUCAGAUGAUCGAAGUGAACGCCUGGCUCAAAUAUGUUCGAGAGUCCAGCGAAAACUGAGAGAACGUUUACAGGGAUUUACAGGUUUGGACGGACUUCCGUCUCCGAUGGAACCCUUUGGAGUACGAUAAUAUCACUUCAGUCCGAUUUUACGGAGAAGAUCAAAUAUGGCAGCCGGACAUUCUUCUUUAUAACCGAUACAUUGAGGAGUCGGUUCGGAAUGGGGAACUGAACUGAUUCGAUGAUUUCAGCGAGCAAGAGAGUUUCGACAUCACUUACAAAACGAAUGCGUUGGUCUACAACGACGGAGUCAUAAAUUGGAUUCCUCCCGGCAUAUUCAAAGUGAGCGAAUGCACGAGAGAGUUCUGAAAAUGAACAGUUUUGAGAUGAGCUGCAAGAUGGAUAUCACCCUUUUUCCAUUCGACGAACAGAUCUGUUUUAUGAAGUUCGGAAGCUGGACGUAUCACGGAUUCGCAUUAGAUUUGAGAUUGGAUACUGUCGAGGGGAAGGGUUCGGAAUAGAGGUUUUCACGUUUUAAUGGAAUCAUUUCAGAAUCAUCAGCCGAUCUUUCCACGUUUAUCACAAACGGAGAAUGGCAUCUAAUUCAGGCGCCGGCGAAGAGGGAAGAGAAGUUCUACAAGUGCUGCCGAGAGCCGUAUCCGACUGUCAAGUGAGCUCUUCCUUCUCCUUUUUCUGUUCUCCAUUAUCUCAGUUGCUAGUUCCAGAUUCUACCUCCAUCUCCGUCGGCGCACUUUCUACUACGUCUUCAAUGUCAUUCUCCCCACCCUUCUCGUUUCGUUCAUGUCGCUUCUAGCCUUUUGUCUGCCAGCAACUGACUUGAGUGAAAAGAUCGGACUUCGUGAGUUCCAUAAUAUUGUGUUAACCCAAAAGAAGACAUUCAGAGACCACCGUCUUGUUGUCGGUCUGCUUCUUUCUCACAAUCCUCUCUGAAAUGACGCCGACGACUUCUGAAGCCGUGCCGCUUCUCGGCGUUUUCUUCUCCGCACUCACGUUCAUCGUCGCCAUUUCCACGGCAUUCACAAUACUUGUGCUGAAUAUCAGAUACCGCCAGAUCGUCAACCAUCAUCUGACACAACGGGUGACUCACGUCUUCUUUUAAUUUCCCUUUCACGUUCGUUUCAGUUCCGCACAAUAUUCUUGGAAUGGCUUCCGUGGUUGAUGAUGAUGAAACGGCCCGAUCACAAGUUCCGGAACGGAUCCUCCUACCGGGAUCACAGUGCCGAUCAGUGUGUUCAGUGUGCGAAAAAUGCGGAACUCAAGAGUAUUCUGAGAGGGACCGACAAUCAAUUGCAGUCGGACAACGACACUUUGUACCCGUUCCCGGCGGAAAACUUGCACUUGAAGCGAAAAGUCGGAGACGUGAGUUUGACUUCAUUCGAUUCUGAUCACAGAAGAAUGCAUACCCGGGAAUACUCGUAA
Molecule: messenger RNA, 1687 nt
Organism: Caenorhabditis sp. 36 PRJEB53466
Lineage: Eukaryota; Metazoa; Nematoda; Chromadorea; Rhabditida; Rhabditidae
Source: the annotation of a GenBank genome assembly